Cololabis saira (Pacific saury) is the source of this 8053-nucleotide messenger RNA. RefSeq names its product 5'-3' exoribonuclease 1 (gene xrn1). The transcript is spliced from 40 exons. Gene Ontology annotation, cellular component: nucleus. Gene Ontology annotation, molecular function: RNA binding; 5'-3' RNA exonuclease activity. The record is from RefSeq and is a predicted model, not a curated record. NCBI's taxonomy places the organism in Eukaryota, Metazoa, Chordata, Actinopteri, Beloniformes, Belonidae. Gene Ontology annotation, biological process: nuclear-transcribed mRNA catabolic process; rRNA catabolic process. The coding region runs from base 105 to 5174 and encodes 1689 amino acids.
UGCUCAUGUCACCGGAUCAAACAUCACAGCUCGGUCGUAGCUCAGUUCAGCCUCUCUCCUCAGUUUGCUGUCGUUAACCCUGGGCUGCGUGUGCCGGAGCGAAGAUGGGGGUCCCGAAGUUUUACCGAUGGAUAUCGGAGCGCUACCCGUGCCUGAGCGAGGUGGUGAAGGAGCACCAGAUUCCAGAAUUUGACAAUCUCUACCUAGACAUGAAUGGCAUCAUCCACCAGUGUUCUCACCCCAAUGAUGAGGAUGUCCACUUUCGAAUCUCUGAGGAAAAGAUUUUUGCCGACAUAUUCCAUUACUUGGAGGUGCUGUUCAGAAUCAUCAAGCCUCGCAAGGUCUUCUUCAUGGCUGUGGAUGGUGUGGCACCGAGGGCAAAGAUGAAUCAACAGAGAGGACGUAGAUUCAGGUCCGCCAAAGAAGCAGAGGAAAAGAUAAAGAAAGCUCUGGAUAAAGGAGAGGUGCUUCCCACAGAGGCUCGCUUUGACUCCAACUGUAUCACUCCUGGCACUGAUUUCAUGGCGAGACUUCAGGAACAGCUAAAGUACUUUGUGCACAACAAGCUUUCCACUGACAAGCUGUGGCAGGACGUCAAAGUCUACUUGUCUGGUCACGAGACACCCGGCGAGGGAGAACACAAGAUCAUGGAGUUUAUUCGUUCUGAGAAUGGCAAACCCAAUCACGACCCUAACACCCGACACUGCCUUUAUGGUCUGGACGCCGACCUGAUUAUCCUGGGUUUAACCAGCCAUGAGCCAAAUUUUUCUCUGCUCAGAGAGGAAGUCCGUUUUGGAGGGAGAAAGUCACAGAAAAGGAUAACAGCUCCAGAGGAAACAACAUUUCACUUGCUCCACCUGUCUCUGAUGAGGGAGUACAUAGACUAUGAGUUUUCAGAGCUGAAGGACCAGAUGGGUUCUGAUUAUGACCUGGAGCGAAUAAUAGAUGACUGGAUUCUAAUGGGCUUCCUUGUAGGAAAUGAUUUCAUCCCUCACCUCCCUCAUCUUCACAUUAAUCAUGAUGCUUUGCCGUUGCUCUACAAGACUUACAUCAGUGUACUACCAAGCCUGGGGGGUUAUCUGAAUGAGAACGGCCACUUGAACCUCAGAAGCUUUGAGAAAUACCUGGAGAAACUUUCUGAGUUUGACCGGGAACAUUUUAAUGACGUGUUUGUGGACCUGAAGUGGUUUGAGAGCAAGGUCGGUAACAAGUAUCUGAACGAGGCUGCCGGUCUGGCCGCUGAGAAGGAAGCUGCCCAGAGAAAUGCCACCAAGAACAUGGAUUCUAACGUUCAGCCUGGAGCCCUGACCUCGUCCGAGAAGGUCGGAGGAGGGAAAGGAGUGGCAGAUGAUGAGGAAGAGGAAGACGAUAUGUUUGAAACGGAGUUCAGGCAGUACAAACGCACGUACUAUAUGACCAAGAUGGUCGUGGAUGUGGUGUCUGAUGAGUUUCUAGCUAAGCAAGCCUUGUGUUAUGUGGAAGGUAUCCAGUGGAUUCUUCACUACUAUUACCAUGGAGUUCAGUCAUGGAGUUGGUACUACCCAUACCACUAUGCCCCAUUCCUGUCCGACAUCAGAAAUAUAGCAGGGUUAAGGCUGACCUUUGAUUUUGGGAUGCCCUUCAUGCCCUUCCAGCAGCUGCUGGCCGUCCUCCCCGCCGCCAGCAAGGAACUGCUGCCCGAGUGCUACAGGCACCUGAUGACCAGUGAAAACUCGCCCAUUAUUGAGUAUUAUCCUCCUGACUUCAAAACCGACCUCAAUGGCAAGCAGCAGGAAUGGGAAGCUGUGGUGCUCAUCCCGUUCAUAGAUGAGAGGUGUUUGCUAGCAGCCAUGGACCCUCACAGUCACAAGAUGACAAGAGAGGAGAAGGCCAGGAAUUGUCACACAGAGUGUGCCGUCUACCAAUAUGACUCCGACACAGACUUCGCCUACAGCUCCAUGCUACCUCAGCUGUUCCCCCACAUCAGCCACUGCCAUGUCAGAAAAGCCCACAUCUCUAUGGAUGCUUGGAGCGUAGCUUUGGACCACGUCAGCAAGUCCGUUGACCGCUCAUCGCUGUACUUUUGUGGCUUCCCUACUUUGCAGCAUAUCAGACACAAGUUCUUCAAGAGGAAGAGCGGGGUGGUCGUGUUUCAGCAGAGUAGCAGAGGAGAGAACAUGAUGCUGGAAGUCCUCCGUCGGCAGGACGACGAACCUAUAUGUGAUGAUGUUGCUUCUCAAGUUCUGGGAAAGUCUGUGUUUGUGAACUGGCCCCAUCUAGAGGAAGCUCGUAUUGUUGCAGUUUCAGAUGGUGAAACCAAGUUUUCUCUGGAGGAACCUCCUGGAGUGCAGCGAGUGUAUGACCGGCCGUCCUCCCCUCCUCCCAUCAAAGUCUCCCGUCUGUCUGACAAGGAGCAGAAGGACUGGGUGAAGGAUGUCCAGGGAAUCACUGAAUACUACGUGAAGAGGAAAGGCAUCUUUAUAAAGGACACGGGGAUAGUUCUGUAUGGUCAGCUGCUGGCAGGAAGAAAAUAUGUACCUAAAGCCAAGGGAGUGGUGGAACUGGAAAAGCAGUGGGCCAAACAAGUCCUCCCUUUUGCCCACCAGACUGUCGUUAAGGACAUUAAGGCCUUUUACUCGUCUCUAACCAGCUUCAAGAGCUUGGACGACCUCUUUCCUCCAGGAUCAACCGUCUUCAUGGUGGGAAGCCCGUACUACGGUGCCAUGGGAGAGGUCCAAGAUUCUCAAGACGUCAUUACAGAUGGUCGGAUACGAGUGGUCUUCAAUGUGCCUCAUGAGCCACAGCUGGAGCACUUAAUCCAAAAUCAACACAAAUAUUCUGUGAAGUAUUGUCCAGGAUACGUUCUGGCUUCUCGUCUUGGCAUCAGCGGCUACCUCGUCUCCCGGUUCUCCGGAAGCAUCUUCAUUGGUCGAGGCUCCAAGAAGAAUCCCUGCGGGGAGCAGAGAAGUAAUGUUGGCCUGAACCUGAAGUUCAACAAGAAGAACGAGGAGGUUCCUGGAUACACCAAGAGGACUGAGAAAGAGUGGCUCUACUCGGCUGCUGUUGAGGAGCUGCUCGCCGAAUACUUGGACAGGUUUUCUGAGGUUUUUGAUUUAGUAUCCAGAAACAGCCAUGACGAUGUUUUCUAUGAAGAUGACAUCUGGCCUGGAGAGGAUCAGAAUGGGGCGGAGAGGGUGAGUGAGAUCACGUCUUGGUUGAAAGGCCACCCGGUCAGCUCCAUCAGCAGGGCGUCAUGUGACCUCCAGGUCCUGGACGCUGCUAUUGUGGAGAGGAUCGAGGAAGCUGUAGAGAAGGUUAAGGUAAAGAAGGGGAUAAAGAAAGUCCGCGUGACAGUGAAGCCUCGUCUCCUCUUCAGACCCCUGGUGCAGCAGCAGGGUGUCGUUCCGGACCCAGAUGCAGAGUCUCGUCUGUUUGACAGAGUUGUCAACAUUAGGGAGAGCUUUACUGUCCCACUGGGACUCAAAGGGACGAUCGUCGGCAUUAAAGCAGCGGAGCGUGAAGCAGAGGUUCUCUAUGAAGUCCUGUUUGAUGAGGAAUUUGCUGGAGGACUUAGCAUCAGGUGUACCUCGCCCCGUGGCUACCGCCUCCCUCCCUGCGCCCUGAUUAACCUUUCCCACGGAGUCCGCAUGGAUCACACCUCCCACAAACUCACCGCUAUCGUCAAACCUCAGCCCGCCUCCAACAACUCCCACCGCCAGCUGGAAGGCCUCAACCACUCACCUCGCUCACCCUUCGUACCCACACAGCAUAACAACAAACACGGUGUGAUGAGGGCUGCCUCUCAGGAUAACACAAACUCUCCUUCUAAAGGCCCCUACCAGAAACAACAGGCCAAGGGUAAAGAGGAGUACAGUAAUGUGUGGUCGUCCCUGCAGAAGACGGGCCCUCCUAACAAACCCCCAGGUCCCUGGAACAGUCAACAGACACCUCCUGGUGGCAUCAGACUGCUGAAGAAAAAUGAAGACGCCAACAUCCUUUUCCCCUCAUCGACCACAGCUAAUAAGGGCACGACUGAAUUUGAGGACCUCAUCGCCAGCCUUAAGAUCUCCAGCGGGAGCCAGCAAACUCUGCCGCCUCCCGCUCCCCUGCAGGAGCCCAGCAGCCAGUCAGACGGGCCUCUGUCUCCACAGUCGUUCGCCAUGAAGGGAACCCUGGUGCUGAAGGAGAUGCUUAAGAUUGACAGCCCUGGAAUAGGAAGUCCGUCCCCACAAGACGCAGCAAACAUCAACCCCUCUGCUGAACACCAGCAGAACAGGAGACGCUCAUCCAAGAAAUUAGCUGCAAAAAUGAACAGCCCUCAGAUUGACACGGCUGCAUUACCGUCUCCGGCGUCAGCUGCUUCUGCUAACACGGCACUGAGCAGUAAAGUGUCAGAGCUGGCCUGUGUGUGUAUGGGCCUGGGCAUGGCACCUCCCGAGUUCAACUUCAUAGGCAACAGACAGGGUCUGGUCGUGUGUGGGGUGAAGUUGUCCAACGGGUUGAUGGUUCAUGGUCCACAGUGCCAAUCAGAGAAUGAUGCCAAGGAGAAAGCUGCCUUCUUUGCCCUUCAAAGACUGAAAUCCGUGGGGUCAGGCUUCCCUAUCCCCCCUCCUCUAUACCCGGGGAUGGGACAGAUACGACCCCCACCGAUGCCGCCCGUCUUCAACCAACAAGGGGGGUUGCUGUUGCCCCCCCAGGGUUAUAACCCGGCCCCUAUGUGGGGAAUGACGAUGCCUCCACACCACCACCCCAACCAGCCGUUCUACGGAGCAACGGGGACGUUUCCCGGUGCUGCCCGUCCCCAGCCUGCAACCACGCUACCCAUUGGCUCUCACAACCAGUUCAUCCCAUUGCAGGUGACUAAAAAGCGAGUGUCGGCCAACAAAAAGAACCAGGAACCUCGAGAGUUUUACAGCGCUGCCAAAACUGUUGCCAAGAACCAAUCAGAGCGAGCCCAGAACCAGCGCUCUAGUCAGUCCCAAGCUCACCGUGAACCACAGCAACACGACACCGUCAUUUACCCCUCCUCCUCGUCCAGUCCCAGUUUGGCAGACGGCGUUUCCACCGCGACUGCAGCCUCCCACACACCACCCCGACUAAGCGCGCCGGCACCACGUCACACCCCUGGCUCCGGCUCCAAGAGGAAGCACAGGAAGUUGGCUGUAAACUUUGAGGCAGCUAAAGUGUCAGAGUGAGCUGUGGUUGAUCGGUGCGUGUGUGUGUGUGUGUGUGUGUGUGUGAGGAAAGAGGAGUGUGUGGUGGUUAAAAGCUGCUGUUUCCUAGCCUGACUCAGCAUUUCUGAUCAAACCUUCAUCAAUGUAAAAGUUUCAGAGCAGAUAGCUUCAGUCAUGGAUACAAACUGGAUUUUUAUCAUUUGUCUUUUAUGCAAACUAAAACAUAUUCAACAUUUACUGCCGUCUGAAUCUAUUACAGCAAAGAACAUUGAACCUGUGUCACCUCCUCCGUGGAGUUCAGAGCGACAUCAGAGUAUAGAAGUCCAGCAACAGUCCCUCUAAUAUAAUAUACCUCUGCAAGCUUCAGUAUGGCCAGUGUGUGAGUUCAGUGCAGUUGCCUUCCAGUCAUGGCUGAGUUCUAACUCGCUAGUAUCAGCUGGAUUUUUGCUAAAAGAACCUCUUAUUCAUUCCUCUGCAGAACUGAUUAAAGUAGAAUUCCUUUUAAUCAAUGAUCUAUUUAGCACACCUGGCAGAAUUUAAUACACACUGCAUUUUCCAUCAGCUUUGUCAACAUUAUACUCACACAGUUGAUGCUGAUGUCACAAAACAAGAUGAACAGCAAGUCAAGAGAUUUUAAUUUAACAUGUAUGAUUAUUUUUUUUUUGGAAAAAAAAAAAUCCAAACUGGAGACAAAAGUGACUAAAACAUUUAUUCUACUUAGAAAGAUUUUUUCUUAUUUAAAGAUAUUCACAAACAACUUGCUACACUUUAAUAGUGGGAUGGAAAUUAUGUUUUUUAAACAUUUUUUUAAGAUGUUGCUGUGCUCCAGGACAAUGAUUUAGUGAGUACAAUGUCAACAUUUGCUGAUGGUCAAGGCUACACGGUAAACUUCAGCAAAUAAAGACAGGCACACGCACUUCGUUUCACUGCUGGCACAAAGAAUAUUCGUUUCCCUCCAACUUUUGUAGUGAAGAAAAUAUAGUGGCAUUGCUUUAAAAGGCUGUGGUAAAUAAUUCAUGCAUCUAUGACUCACUUAUGUGGCAUUGUUUCCUCUAUGUUCAAUUAAUUUUGUGCGAUCUGAAGUAAACGGUGAAUGUUAAACCGCUUUGAAAGUGCUGCAUCGAUGUCCAGAUGACGGCGGCGUCUUCGCUCUGCACUCCACUGGAGGCGAACAGAGGUGUCGACAUCAGCCCUGCCGCCAGUUACACACGGCAGCAUUUCCCGUCAUUUCAGGGCAUCGUAAAGACCAAAUGUAGACCUUGGUUCUCAGGGACGUUAUCAGUGGUAGAAGGUGCCCUCUCAUGCUGGCCUCAGAUCUGCUCUGCAGUUCUUCACAAGUCACCGCGUCUCUUAGAAAACUCAUUGAAGCAUUUAUGGCGACUGUGUUGGCUUUUCUUUUGCUUUUUUUGUAGUAGUCGUUGGUUUAGAAAUUAUACGGACCCUCAAUCAAAGCACGUUGAUGAGCUUUUUCCCCCUUUUUUUUAGCAUUUUUCUUUUGGGUGUCCAUCUUUUAUUUACACAGCCUUUGGUUACUUUCAUUCAACAGUAUUUUUAGACCUUUUAUGGUUUAACAGCACUGCCAAAUUAUAAAGUUGAACACACAAGUGUGGCUUUAAAUACUUGGGAAAUCACCCCCUCUCACAUGCAGCGUCAUCAUUUGUCCAUUUCAUUUUUCUGCUCUGCUGUAUUUGGAUACGUGUAGUUGGAAACAUGUGCAAUGACAUACAGAAGAAACAGAAACCCUGCCUACCUUGAUCACUUUUGAACUCUGAAGGGUCCGAGCAGUUUUGCGUUGUGUUUGCGUGGCCUGAACAGCAGAAUGUUUAUUUUAACUGACUGCAACUAGAAUAUUGCUUGAUCACUCUGUAGGUCUUUUUGUUUUGUGUUUUAACCAUCAGUUCACAUCUUUAAUGAUUUUUAGUUUUUCUAUCUCAAAUCAGUUGUGUGUACUUAAGACAAAACAAGUGGAACCACCAGCAGCCAGUGGGUUUUUUGGCGUUUGAAAUUGAUUUUAAUAAUUAAUUUGUUGUGGACACAGUUUCCAUGUGUAACUUUUGGAACAUGCUGGUGUAUGUUUUUUCCACUUCUGAGUUUUUAUGUGAAUAUAGAACUCGUGGAACUAAAGAUGCCAAUUGUUCUUGACUUUAAAUAUAAAUUACAAUAUAUGCAUUUAUGAGUGUGACUAGUGAUGUCAUAUAAACCGUAGCCUCUGAAAGCUAAAGUCGCUGAUAUUUGGGAAUGAAAGCUGAACUCUCUUAAAAACUAAAAUUAUGUCAACUAGAUUGGGGUCGAUCACAUGUGGAGUCUCAGUUCAAAGUAGCUGUGGACAGCAGUCGGACCUUUGCUGCAAAACAUUUAUACCGUAUUCCCUGAGAUGCUUUUGGUAAAUGUUUGCAAGUUUCUGGGGCUUUUUAUUUUUGUGCUUUUCUGUUUUAAAAUAACUCUUUGCUAUAUCCCUUUUUGUCCCGUCCAAUUGUGUAUUUUAUCAACACCAUUUUAGUAGAAACUCUUUCAAUUAAGUGUGACGGCAGUCGUAGUGUUUAAAAAAAAAAAAAAGAAAAAAAGAAAAAGCCAGUUUUUCAUUUUAAGGUUGCAGAUCCAGCUCUUGUUUUCUUUCUUUAUUUCCCCUCUGCCUCUUUUUUUAGCCAGCACCCUAACGGCAGCCCCGGGAUUGAAGUCUGUAAGGCUCUGGUGCAAUAAGGGCAGGUUUUCAGACUUUUUGGAAAUUGAAAGCACACCUGUUGUAUAUGUGUUGUUUUUUUUUUUUUUUUUUUUUUUUUUUUUUUUGAAAUAUGAAACAAGUAGACAAUUGUCAAUAUAAAAAUAUAACAACUCGCUGUUUUGAAUCAGGAAUGUGCUGUACAUAUCCAUUUAAUAAACACCUUUUUUUUGUUAGAACA